CCCCUUCCGCCGCGACCGCCGUCUCCGCCGCCUCGAGCCAUCCACCACGGCGACCUAGCGACCGAGCAGGGCAGCGGCCACCCUCUUCGUCCCCACCAGCGUUCGCCGACGCUGUUCCGGCUGUCUCGAGGAUUUGGUUGGCCAUGCCGGACAACAACCUGGAGGAUCUGCUGCUGCAGGCGGCGGGGCGGACGGGGGCGGGGAAGGGCGGCGGCCAGGCAGCGCGUGGGUCGUCGAGCCAGCGGUGGUCGCAGCAGCGAGGGAAGCGGGGGUCGUCGUACUCCGGGGGGAGCGGCUCGGACGACGAUGAAGCGGGGGACUCCGACGACUCGGACGCCGCGCCGACCCUCUCGAGGAAGCGGCCGCCGUCGGGGUCGCAGGUGCCCCUCAAGAAGAGGCACCAGCCGGAGAAGGGCGGCGGCGGCGGCGGAGGGAGGGGCGGUGGGUGGCAGGAGGGGGACGACGAUGACGAGUUCGACGAGGGGAGGCGCAGCGGCGACGAUUCCGACAGCGCGCCGUCCGUCGGGAGUGACCUGUACAAGGACGAGGAGGACAAGGAGCAGCUGGAGAAGCUGUCGGAGCUGGACAGGGAGAUGAUCCUGGCGGAGCGGAGCGCGAGGAUCGAUGACUACAAGCUGAAGCAGCUGGCGAGGGCGUCGUCGUCAAAGACGGAGAAGUCCCGGAGGGACAGCAGCCCUCCGCCGCCGCUGAGCCGCGCGCGGUCGUCGACCAGGACCGACAGGUCGGCCGCCAAGAGCGCGCUGGACGAGCUGCGGGCCAAGCGGAUGAGGCAGCAGGAUCCGGAGGGGUACCGCAACAGGUUCAAGGAUCUGAUCCCGCAGAGCGGCUCACCCCCAAGGCGCAGGGCUGCGAGCCCUCCCAGUGAUGGUAGUAAUGAUGGUGAUAACAGGGGGAGGACGAAUGACCAUGGGAGGAUUACCGAUGAUACUCGGGACGAUGAGUUUGAUGAGUCGCCCAGUAGGCUUGAUCCUCUGAAGUUUGAUGAUGUGAAGAGUAUUACCCUAAGGAGAUCGAAGCUGGUGAAAUGGUUCAUGGAGCCCUUCUUUGAGGAUCUUGUGUCUGGGUGCUUUGUGCGGCUUGGGAUUGGCAAGACAAAAUCAGGCAUCCCCCAGUACCGGCUGUGCAUAGUUAGAAACGUGGAUGCGAAUGAUCCUGAUCGGCAUUACAAGCUGGAGGGCUACACGACAUGCAAGUACCUCAAUGUUGUGUGGGAUAAUGAGACUACUGCUGCUCGGUGGCAGAUGACUCAAGUAUCAGACUCCUUUCCCACCGAAGAUGAGUUCAAGCAGUGGCUACAAGGGGCUGAGAAGAAUGGUGUGCGCAUACCAACUCGGCAGGAAGUAUUAGAGAAGAAAGAGGCCAUUCAAAAGGCUUACACCUUUGUGUAUUCAGCAGAUACUGUAAAGAAGAUGCUGCGAGAGAAGAAAUCAGCUGUCCGACGUCCUAUCAAUGUCGCUGCAGAGAAGGAUCGGUUGAGGAAUGAGUUGGAGAUGUCCCUGGCCCGGAGGGAUGAAGCUGAAGCAGAAAGGAUCCGUACAAAGCUGAAUCAGCUGCAGAAUAUGUCGCAGCCAAUGUCAAAUAAUGUGAAGGCUGCCAAGUUGGAGGCGAUGAACAGGAAGAACCGAGCUGACAACUUCAAGAACGCAUCUGAAAUGAAGCCUGUUAACACAAGUUUGAAGGCUGGAGAGGCUGGUUAUGAUCCCUUUUCAAGGAGAUGGACAAGAUCAAGAAAUUACUAUGCAGCAAAGCCUGAAGGUGAGAAUGCUGAAGUCCCCAAUGGUGACAGUGCCAGUGCAGUAGCUGGCAAUGAAGAUAAGAAGAAUGGGCCGCGAGGUGGUACAGCAGCCACAGCAGCAGCUCUAGUGGCAGCAGCAGACGCCGGAAAGCUGGUUGAUACCAAUGCGCCUGUAGAUCUGGGAACAGAAUCAAAUGUGCUGCAUAAUUUUGAACUCAGUAUAUCACUGGCUGGUCUGGAAGAAUUCGGCGGUCCCAAGGGUCUCUUUGAUGGUUAUAUGGCCAGGAAGCAGAAGAUAGAAGCAACCAUGGGUUACAAGGUCCCUGACAAUGAUGGAAGGAGGCAUGCUUUAACCCUGACUGUUAGUGACUACAAAAGGCGACGGGGUUUGCUCUGAACUUCUGAGGUUAUCUGUGCCUCUGCUUGCUGUUUGAUGGAUUCAUCUGACUUCUUGGCCACAAGCUCAUCGGCACCACACCAUCGUGUAAACUUGUCCGGAUGAUCACUUGCAUUUGCAUUUUAGCUUUGAGAGUAUAACAGGAUGAGAGAAGCAGAUUACACAUUUUCUUCUCAUAAAUAAGACAUGUAUGACUGAUUUGAGUUGUUGACAUUUUUUCGCGUUUAUAUUUGUGGAGCGUCUUAUUAGUUUAUCCUUGUUGCUCUGCAUAAAACAAGCGAUGUUUAGAGAGUGAUUAGAAAUGUUCUGUUGUACGUGUACACUAUUUAUUUGCCAUGAAAAAGGAAAAAAAAUACUAGUCAAGUUCUUAAUGUUCCUUAAUGGUUUCGAUCAAA
Oryza brachyantha (malo sina) is the source of this 2548-nucleotide messenger RNA. Its product is annotated as protein RTF1 homolog. Gene Ontology annotation, cellular component: Cdc73/Paf1 complex. The transcript is spliced from 2 exons. Lineage: Eukaryota; Viridiplantae; Streptophyta; Magnoliopsida; Poales; Poaceae. The coding region runs from base 144 to 2153 and encodes 669 amino acids. The record is from RefSeq and is a predicted model, not a curated record. Gene Ontology annotation, molecular function: RNA polymerase II C-terminal domain phosphoserine binding; DNA binding.